Molecule: messenger RNA, 1204 nt
Organism: Phasianus colchicus (ring-necked pheasant)
Lineage: Eukaryota; Metazoa; Chordata; Aves; Galliformes; Phasianidae
Gene: TMEM213
Product: transmembrane protein 213
Source: RefSeq, a predicted model, not a curated record
AAGCUCCUUUGCUCCACCCUCUGCCCUGCAUGCUGGCUGAGUGUAUCUAGGAUUUGCUGAACCAUUGCUGCCAGAAUUGGCAUGCUGAUCCUUGCAGCUGCUCGGCAGAAGCUGGACCUCUGGCAUGAUGCUUUCCUCCUAUGAGCCCUGGACAGCCUUCUUCAUGCUCUUCUUCACCACUGUGCUCCAGUGCUCCUGUUCUGCAGCAGCUGGAGUCUCCAACAUAUCAACAAGCACCAUGCACACAGCCGAGUAUGAACCAUCAUGUCUUAAGGUGGACUUCUGCACACUAGCAGCAGUGUGUUGUCCAACUGGUGUGGAUGAUUACGGAUGGAUUGCAGCAGCUGUUGGCUGGAGCCUCUGGUUUCUGACCCUCAUUCUGCUCUGCGUGGAGAAGGUCAUGAAACUCCGGCCUGAUGAGCCCAAAUAUUUGGUAGCCUGAAGCAGGGCAAGUCAGCGAGCAGCAGUGAGGUUCAGACAGACUGACAAAGCAUUUCAAUCAAUUCCUGAGAAACAGAAAAGAAGAACUUGCCUUCAGCUAAAAGAAGUCCACACGUAAGUGAAAUAUGUGCUGCGGCUUCGUCCCUUCUGGAAUGCUAGAGCUGCUGGUCCAAGCUGGCCACCACCAUGCCCACUAAUCAUGUCACUCAGUGCCACAUCCACACAUUUCUUGAACACCUCCAGGGAUGGUGACUCUACCACUCCAUCAUUUCCCUGAGCCCAAACCUGUCCUGAAGGUACAAUCAGACCCUGAAGGUCCUGGUAUUAGACUCCCUGCCCUGAGACAACCCAGAACAGCCUUGGAAUUUGAAAGAGCAUUGGGCUGGUUUCUGAAGGAUCAACAUCAUGAGAUUCAGAACUAAGCUGUGGGCCAGGCUAUAUCACUAAAAGAAUGCAACUCAUUGGUUAUACUGAGUAACUUCUGUUUACUAAACCAAAGUGUUUACUGACACCAAGAGAAAUUCUGUUUUGGAAACUUGAGGCUUGUUUGGGCUGGUUCAAAAUUAGAACAAAUUAUUCCACUGCAAUGUAUAAGUGAAUUGCUUUGUGGGAGGUUAACAUAUUGGUUUUAUCUACUUGGCUUGCACCUGUCUAUAUAAUUAAGACAUGCUACACCAUUGCAAAUGGGUUUUAAACCAGUAUAUCCAACUCAGGCACAACACUGGUCCUAUUUAUGUAAGAUGAUAAUAAACACUCUUCUCCA